GUCGUACCUUGCUCGCGCCCACCAGGCCAGCAAGCAGCGUAAUAUCAAAAGCUGAGUUAAAAGCAAAAGUAAACUUCUACCUCGAAGUCGAUUUCAACCAGAGUCGGUUGUCGGUUUGAGCAAGUCGCGCACGCCAGUACGCCACGAGAUGUUCGCGUAGUUGUUGAAAAAGCCGCCGCGCAAAAGACAAAACCAACCGCAAACAACACGACGUCGACUUCUGUGCGCCGACCGCAAACUCUGCUUUGCAUGAAAGUGCAAGUUUCACACUUUAAUCUACUUCGCGCCGCAUCAAUUAAAUGUCACAUUUAAACUAAAACAAGUUAAAAAUCGUAAAAUUUAAUAUUAACGCAUAAACCAUCCUUUCAGUGCAAACUUGAAACAUUUGAACUUUCAACCCAAACAAAAGUUAAAGUUGUUUAAUAUUUAAAGCUGCAAAGAUGAGACCGUUACAUGGUGUGCAUACAGUGCUCAUUAUUCUAGGAUAUUUAUUAAUUACAGAUGGUUUGGAGCACAAGCAACGCGUGAAGAAGACGCGCGCGCCUCCACCACCCCCGGAAAACGACGUCGAUUAUGACGACGAUCUCGACGAGCGCAACAAUCCGCUCAGUUCCAGCUACGUGCCGCCAGGAUUUCUCAGUCCUUCAGUACAGGAGUACCUCGAAUUGGGCAAAUCUAUACCAGGUCGACCAGGUACUGAUUAUCCCGUACUGGGAAUAGUCCCCUACACAAAUUUUUACUGCGAUGAACAGCAGUAUCCUGGCUUCUACGCCGAUCCGGAGACACGUUGCCAGAGUUGGCAUUAUUGCGACAUCGACGGGCGGCAAACUACCUUCCUCUGCCCAAAUGGCACACAGUUUAGUCAGGCUGUUUUCGUCUGCGAUUGGUGGUUCAAUGUACGAUGCGACCUUAGCGAAAGGUUGUACGUAAUCAACAGUAGAUUGUAUGGACGACCAAAGUUGGACCCGGCGAGGCCACAUCGCACCAUCACGAAACAACUGCUAGAGGACAUUUUCAAUGACUAAAUUUUAUUAAAAAAGCUAAAAAUAAAUUGCGACGCAACCAGGCAGUCUGAUUUUUUGUAAUCAGAGCGAAAAUCAAUACAAUCAAAUCAAGUUUAUAAAGUAGUUCCGUUAUGCUGCCAGAUGAAACUUUUUUAAGUAUCUAUACACAAUUUUAGUGAUGUGUGAUUGUUCAAAACAUGAAUUUUUAAAUAUGUUUGUAAAUUUGCUGCGUGAUCCAACUAGAUGUAAUAUUUUUUUACACGUAAAGGCAUAUUUUAAAAUAAUCUAUUUUUAUAAUUUGAAAAACAAAAAACUAUUUUAAUUAUUUUAGCUUUGUUGACAGUUUAAUCGUAGACGAUUUUAAUUUAUUAGCCAUUUAUAAGCUGUAAAUAGUAUUUUUUUACUUCAGAAUUAUUUUCAAAAAUUGCGUUUGUUGAAUGUAGAGUUGCCUAUCAUCAAUUUAUACACCGAUUGUUGCCAUGUUUAAAACGCAAGGAUAAUGUACGCAUAUAAUUCCUAUCUAAUUAAUUAUUAUCGGUAAAACUUACAAUAUGUAGUUUAAAAUUAAAAUUACGUCUAAUUAAUUAAGUCUCUAUGUCUAUGAAUAAACUUAGCUGUAAUUAACAUUAUUUAUAAAGAAAUAAACACCCCAUUAAGCUAAACAAAA
Molecule: messenger RNA, 1671 nt
Organism: Dalotia coriaria
Lineage: Eukaryota; Metazoa; Arthropoda; Insecta; Coleoptera; Staphylinidae
Gene: Cpap1-b
Exons: 4
Coding region: 441-1025 (194 amino acids)
Cellular component (GO): extracellular region
Molecular function (GO): chitin binding
Source: RefSeq, a predicted model, not a curated record